This is a messenger RNA of Parnassius mnemosyne (clouded apollo), 750 nucleotides long. The record is from the annotation of a GenBank genome assembly. Lineage: Eukaryota; Metazoa; Arthropoda; Insecta; Lepidoptera; Papilionidae.
AUGUUAGCAAUGAAAGGGAACAUAGUAUUCGCAUUUUUAUUUCUUUACAUAGUUGGUUUUGCGGGUAAGUCUGGCCCGGGCUUCAAUUUAAGCGGAGUGAAGGGAGUUUCCGGGACUCCGUUAAGUAAUUACCCAAGAAGUUCACAAUUUUAUACUAACGCUGAGGUUGGGAUCUAUUAUCCGAACCACGGAAUAAGAAAUGCCUAUCAGGAAAAUAUCGCAAAUCCUCCACAUAAAGAAGUUAUUGAAAUUUUGGUUUUUGAAGAUGAUUUGAAGAACUUUCGAAACGGGCCUUAUCAAUAUCCUCCUCUAAGCAUUUUUUUUAACAAUGGGCAAGGAAACAGAUUCAAUACAAAUCCAGUUGUAGAUCAUGAUUAUUUUUACGGUGAUACCAGAAAACAUAUUUUUUUAAAUUUAAAUGAACCAUCAGUGAAACCCAACAAUAAACUUACACUACCAAUAGAAUAUCAAGAACCUCAGCAUUUAAAAAAUGAACCUGAAAAAAACGAUGAAGGUAGUGCCACCACAGAACCAACUGCAAUUUUAGGACUACCUAUACUCAUAUCGACGACUGAAAUCAAUCCGGAUCGAGUGGUUUUUACUACCAGUUCGGAAACACCAUCUCAAAAGCAAUGUAUUCAGGACUGUGAGUCGUCUUCGGCUUAUAGCCCUGUAUGCGGUUCUAACAAUGUGACAUUCUUCAAUGAAGAAAAAUUCAUCUGUGCACGGAAUUGUGGGAUUAGUAAGUAA